Molecule: messenger RNA, 2034 nt
Organism: Phaeodactylum tricornutum CCAP 1055/1
Lineage: Eukaryota; Bacillariophyta; Bacillariophyceae; Surirellales; Neidiaceae
Exons: 1
Coding region: 175-2034 (619 amino acids)
Cellular component (GO): membrane
Source: RefSeq, a predicted model, not a curated record
GAAAAAGGAAGCACGGGAACAAGUCAUAACAGCGUCGAAGCGUUCUUGUACUGGAUUGCAACGUGAAAGCAUUGUUUCUUGACUACCCACAAAGUGCUAGCUGGACGAAUACAAUACCAGGAGUAACGCGCAGGUCCUAAGACGAGGAUCCUUUUCGAUACUCAAUCAAUUAUUAUGGACCCGUCUAUCGGUAGUGUUCAGGAUGACCCUCCGUUGUUGCACCCUUUGGAGCAUUCUCAAAAGGAGCGGAUCGUCAACGACAUGGACAAUGCCGUCCGCCUUGACUCGAAUAACAGCGAUAGAGCAGCGCAGACCUUUCAACUUCUAGGACGUCAAUCCUCUGAUGACACCCGCCUGAUACGGCCGUGCCCACAACGCCAGGAGUUUUCUUCCUGCUGGGUAUCGGACACGACCACCCCCAUGACGAGUCGUCCUCACUUUACCCUAUCAGAUAGCCCGCGGCCAUUGCGGCGCGUCAGAUCUAGAUCGCUGGGAGCGUCAAUCGAACACACCGACAUCGAGUGGAGUUUAAUAUCGCCAAUGGAUCGGUCGCUCAUCCCGAAUCAAUUGAAAUCGUCGAUAAAGCCGACUAUGGACCUAGAAUUGAUCAACGCUGCAACACCGGAAGGGAAGAAAGAGGAAACAAGGAAAAUUCAGGGCAAAACUACUCCCGUUUUCAUUUCCGCCAUGUACGGAAUGAUCAACGCCACAAUUGUAUUGCCCGUCCUUAUGAGUUUCGGUGCCAUCAUUUAUCGUGAUCAAGCCUUUUCGCCCUACAUGCCUGUUUUGGUUAAACUUACAGUCGUAUCAGGAGUGGUGCAUCAGCUGUGCUUUUCGACGUUGUCUUCGCUACCUUUCGCGGUCGGGCAGGUGCAAGACGCCGGCUUAAUUUUCUUGUCGAGCAUGGCAUCCCACAUGGUGGAGCACUGUCGCAGCCGUGGAUACGACGACGAAACACUAUUGGCGACCACGACCAUAGGUCUCAGUUUAUGCACAGCCCUACUGGGUUGUGGAUUGGUGUUGAUUGGACAAUUUCAACUGGCCCAGUACGUACAACUCCUGCCAACUUCUGUUGUAGGUGGCUACUUAGCCUUUAUUGGUUGGUUUUGCGGGAUGUCCGGUGUUGGGCUCAUGGCUGCUUCGACUGAAGUUUCGUUUGCCGUUCUUCUAGACAACUGGCAAUUUGUCGUACCGGGAAUUGCCGGAGGCGUUGUCAUUUAUGUAUCGGUGCGCUAUCUUCGGCAUAUGGCUGUUUUGCCUACUUGUAUUGCUGUACUUCUACUGCUUUUUUACAGUACUUUGUGGGCCACUACUACUUCGAUCGAUGAGGCGGCCAAAUCAGGAUGGAUUCGGGAAACAGACGCCCCUCCACCAUGGUACAAAACGUGGGAGUAUCUGAAACUGGACAAGGUGGCCUGGUCAGUGAUUCCCGAACUAGUGUUAACGGAAUUGAGUAUGAUCUUUGUUGUGGCGCUGUCCAGUUCAUUGGAUGUGGCCGCCAUCGAACUGGAACUUAAAGAACCGCUGGACUAUAAUGGCGAGCUCAAGAUGGUGGGUUUGUCAAAUCUCGUUAGCGGUCUGACGGGAGGCUACACGGGCAGCUACAUCUUCAGUCAAAGUAUCUUUUCCUUACGGGCAGGCAUUCGGUCGCGGAUCGCCGGCUAUGUCUUGGCUGCGUGUCAAGUAGUAUAUCUGCUCGUCCCCUUUCCCAUUCUGGCGUACGUACCGAACUUUUUCUUUGGGUCGCUCCUGUCAAUGAUUUGUGUCGACUUGAUGUAUGAAUGGUUGUGGGAUGUGCGGAACAAAGUAACGCCCGUCGAGUACAUGGUUUGUUUGGCCACCUUUGGUCUUAUUCAGGUAGCGGGUGUCGAGUACGGAAUUCUGCUCGGUGUCGUGGUCUUCUUAUUAUGUCAACGUCUUGGUUUCGACGUCGGAAAUCAACGGCAAAAUGCAGAGCUCGACGAAGCCGUCGACGCUCCUUCUAUCCCAAUCAACAGUACCGACGGCAACCCCCAACGCUACGGUUCGCUGUAA